GGACCCCGGUAGGCGGUGCACUGGCAGGAGGUGGGAUGGACUCGGAUGGGGUGGGAUGCAAUUCUCCUUGCUUGCCGCGGGAUUGUGGGAUUGUGGGAUUGUGGGAUUGAGGGAGUGAGGGAUUGAGGGAUAGCCCUUGUCCAGACCAUAAACCGAGCCUCACGCACCGCAUUCAGUUCACCUGCUCACAAUUGUCAGUACUAGCUCAUCGGGCUGCAUUCCAUAUUGCAGGCCUUGAUCCGUGCAAUGCUCUUCUCGUUCCCCGUGGUCCUCACCUUGGGGACGCUCAUUCUGGCGGCAUGGCUCCUCCGUGGCUAUUUACGACUCCGACACAUCCCCGGCCCUUGGUUAUCAGCCCUAUCUAAUGUGCCUCGUUCGUAUUGGAUUUGGACCAAUCGAUCCCACGAGAUCCACAUUGAUCUGCACCGAAAGUACGGGCGGCUUGUCCGCUUCGGACCAAAUAUGAUCUCGGUGACUGACCCCCGGGAGAUCCCUCACAUCUACAGUUUUGCAGGCACCUUUGGCAAGUCCGAUUUCUACCGGGCCCUUGCCUUCUAUGUGCGGGGAAAACCCGUGCAGACUAUUUUCGCCACACAGGACGAACGGAUCCAUCACCUUCUGCGACGGCCCAUCGCCGGGUUGUAUUCGAUGAGCAACGUGGUCUCAUUUGAGCCAUAUGUCGAUUCCACGAUGAAGGUUCUAUUCGAACGACUCGAUGAGGAGUUUGUCCGCUCUGGCAGCGUUUGCAACCUUGAGGCUUGGCUUCAGUACUUUGCGUUUGAUGUUAUCGGAGAAUUGACCUUCUCCAAGCGCCUGGGUUUUUUACAACAUGGUGGCGAUGUGGAUGGCAUUAUUCACGCUAUCGAUCAGUACUUCGACACUGCAGCUAUUGUGUCGCAAAUACCCUGGGUUGACUGGCUCUGGGCUAAGAACCCUCUUCUCCAGCGCUUUCGCAAGCACAGCGUGAAUCCGAUCGUUGCCUUUGCGCUGGCCCGUGCUGCUGAACGACAAAGUGAAAAGAAAGAGGCCAAUGAGAACGGACGCUCUGAUACCAGAGACUUCCUUUCUCAGUUCCUCGAGGCAAUCGAGAAGGACCCGAGCAUACCGCCCUGGGCGCUCACAGCAUGGACAACAUCCAACGUGGGUGCAGGGAGCGACACGACGGCCAUCCUUCUCCGUUCCAUCAUCUACCAGCUACUCAAGCACCCUGAGUGUCUGGCGCGGCUGCUCGGAGAACUCAAGAGAGCCCGCCAGCAGGGGCAGCUGUCCGACGUGGUAACCUGGCGAGAAGCCCGAGAGCUACCGUACCUGGACGCGGUAAUCAAGGAGUCUGGUCGGCUACAUCCCCCCUUCGGGUUGCCCUUUGAACGUGUGGUUCCCCCGGAGGGAGCAGUCAUCUGCGGAAAGUCUAUUCCAGGCGGCUCAGUGGUGGGCAUCAGUGCUUGGGCUAUCCAUCGCGACCCGGAGACGUUUGGCGCCGAUUGUGACGAAUGGAAGCCAGAACGAUGGCUUUGUGACGAGAAUACGCGACGUAGGAUGGACAGUGCUUUAAUGACAUUUGGGGCGGGCCGUCGCGUGUGUCUUGGCAAGCACAUCUCAUAUCUGGAGAUCUACAAGUUGGUACCGACCCUGUUUCAGCGAUACGAGCUCUGCUUUGCUCAUCCUGGUGACGUUCGAUGGCAGGUCAAAAACCGAUGGUUUGUUCACCAGACCGGGUUGAGUGUGAGGAUCAAAUACAGGGAAGAAUUUGCAUAACGCGUAAAAGACGAGGAUAUGUCUCGAGUCUGUCAAUAACCGCGAUGGCAAUUGAUAGCGUAGCACCUUGAAAUGUUAUCUUGGAUUCUAGAAGGCACUCAA
This is a messenger RNA of Aspergillus sclerotioniger CBS 115572, 1857 nucleotides long. Its product is annotated as cytochrome P450. Lineage: Eukaryota; Fungi; Ascomycota; Eurotiomycetes; Eurotiales; Aspergillaceae. The record is from RefSeq and is a predicted model, not a curated record. The transcript has 5 exons. Gene Ontology annotation, molecular function: monooxygenase activity; oxidoreductase activity, acting on paired donors, with incorporation or reduction of molecular oxygen; heme binding. The coding region runs from base 247 to 1755 and encodes 502 amino acids.